AUGUUGAGAACUUCCCAACUCUCAAGAAAUAAUGUGCGACCAUUCGUUUGCUGGAAGUGUUGCGCAAACUUUAAUUCCGGGGCAACAGUUGGAAGGCGACAACUGCUACAAGGCCUAGACGGAAAUGGUCAAUCGAGGCAAAAGACAAUAUUAAGGCGAGGUACGAAGUCGUUCAGCACCAGCCAUGUAAGCCGAGCCGAAACAGAGACGCAAAUUCGCAGACUUCCCGGUUUGUCUGAUGUUUUGUACAGACGGAAGGAAGGGUUGGUGCCGCUUAGAAAGCGGCUAGAAGCGUGGGAGGCAGAGCAUGCCAGUCAAUAUAUUCCUGUCACAAUCAAUGACGAUGCUUCACCCGGAAGUUUGGACAAUGCCAGCAGUCGAAUCCAGGAUAACAAGUUCGAAAUCGAUGACGAAGAGGAUGCAGUGCAUGAUGACAUCUCGACUGUUAGAUUUGAUGAUUUGGUCGAUGUUGGAAGUAGGCGCGGGUUUUUGAUUCCCGGGGAUCUCGUUGAAGUUAUUGGCAAAGGGCAGAGACAAGAACUUGCAAUAUAUAUACGCGAUGUCGGCAGACUUGCCGAAUUCUAUACAAUGUCUGGCACUUUGAUUAAGGGCCCCAUGAAAGCUACACACUUUUAUGUACCAGGCUUCGUUAGCAACGAUGAAUUGAACACAAUUCGACCUUUUCUAUUAUUGGCGGAAGCUGGACAAUCGGAUGGGUCAAAUAUACAUAAAUUAGAUCAACAAAUCCCUAGAGAAGCGACCAAGUCUAUGUUGGAAAAGAUGCAUAGGUUCUGGGAUGAAUCUGAAGAGCUUUAUCAAAGCACUUUUUCCAAGCUAGACCAUGCUCACAAUCUCGUUGCCAAAGAUAAAUCUUACCGGUAUGCUACAUUAAUUGAGCUAGCCAAUGAAAUUAUUCCUCAAAGCAAUUCAAAUGCAGGGAAUGGUUCACCUUCAUACCCUGUAUUGUAUGCUCUACAUCGUUCCCUUAUGCGCGAUGAAAUUGGGUUUCGACCACAAUUGAGGGGGGCUACUAGAACCGGCGGACAGUACGAGAUUAGCUCCAAAGCAGAGGUAAAGAAUAUCAUGUACGUUGUCGAGGAAGUUCGCAAGCAUCAAAAAGCCUCGGAGACGAGUUUGAUGUUGAAAAAGAGAUCUCUACUUAAUUGGGUCAAAGAUUGUCAGGGGGUUAUAGACGAGAGUCGCAAAUCACGUCAACUCACAACCCAUGGUACCAUUAGACCGUUAACUACAUCGGAUGAGAAAAUAGAUUUUCCACGCCAAGUUGGUAAAUCGCCAUAUACAGAGUUUUUGAAGUCAUGGGCGGCUUUCCGAACCAUUGAUCGCAACUCCACAAUAAAUUCAACGGGCUCCAGCCUUCUUCGAAUCAUAGCUCGAUACGAGGAUUUCCAAUUGGAUCAAAGCACUGCAUGGACUUUCUUGCAAGAAAUUGGUGAAAUUCAUCCCACAACGAACCGGGUAGCCUAUGAUCUUCGGGUUCAUAAUCACGGGUGCAACGAUAUUUCUCAGAAAGACUGUUUUACUUCUGAAGAUAGUAUGUCGGCUCUUCGAGAGGACUUCCAUCUACCGGUUUACUGUAUUGAUUCUGUAGAUGCUCAUGAAGUUGAUGAUGGAGUAUCAAUAGAACGCACUGAAACACCAAACGAGUAUUGGGUUCAUGUUCAUGCAGCCGAUCCUGCAUCACGAUUGGAAGCAAAGGGUGAGUUUGCGGAUGAGAUUUCAGAUCGUACUGAAACCAUCUAUUCGCCAAAAGAAGUGUACUUCUUAUUGCCGCCUGAUUUCGUGCAAAAUAACCUCAGUCUCGACACUAAUCGUCCGUCUUUGACGUUUAGCGCCAAGAUGAAUUUGAAUGGUGACAUACUGGAUACAAGGAUAUCUCCACGCACCCUUUUAGAUGUAAAAUUCAUGACACCCAAGGUAGUUGCUGAAGUCGUUAGCGGAAGUGAUUCUACAGACUCCAAUAUCACUUCCACUUCCAGUACUGUUGGAUCACCUAUCGCCCAUACUUCGGAGAAGAGGACUAUGCUGUCAAGCCACCAGCUUUCUGACGAGCACAAGGAAGACCUUCGAAUACUACACAGGAUUGGUGAUGCUCGACUCAAGCAACGUAUAGCUCAUGGUGGUGUUUCCAUGAGCUCUGCCAAUGUUAAUGUAUCAGUGUCGCCCACAGCGGGAACAAUUCAAUUGCAAAAAGAAGAAUCUAGUAGUCCGGGUUCAAAAAUAGACGCAGUUGCACCACUUAUGUUGAUCGCCGCAGAGGUCGCAGCGCGAUGGUGCUACGAUAGAGGGGUUCCAAUUCCUUAUCGUGUCACUCCUCGCAACACAAGCAAAAAAGAUCCCUUGGAAUUCUAUAGGGAAGUCGUAUUGCCUUCACUGGACGAGCAUGGUCACCCUCCAGUUAAUAUUGCUCUGCAAUAUUUUCGAUUACUUGGCACAAUACUUCCAUCCACUAUCCCAGGCCCGCAUGUGGCAGUCGGCGUCGAAAUGAUGGCCAAGUGUACAAGCCCUCUGCGCCGCUACGGUGAUUUGCUACUCCAUUGGCAAGUACAAGCUGCACUUCGGGAAGAAGCACGCUUAGGACAUGAUCUUAAAAAUAACAUUAAGGAAGAUUUCCUUCCAUUCACAAAAGCCGAGCUUGAUCGCAUCAUUUCCCAUCUUGAUGCUCGCGAAAGAAUGAUUAAACAAGGCAACAGGGAUUCUAUUAGACAUUGGCUAUGUCACUUUCUGAUUCGCGCAUGGCAAUUCAAAGAGGCUCCUCUUCCUCCUACCUUCAACUUUGUAGCCAGCGAAGAUGUUACAUACAGUAGCACAUGGGGCAAGCUGAGCUUUUUUGAUGCCCCUGCAAAAUUGGUAGGAUCUGAGACUUUUAAUAUUGAGAGUGUCAAAGCUGGCGAUCUACUAGAAGUCGAAUUGGAGGAUAUAAAUGUAUACUUACGCAGCAUAACUGUCAAGGCGAUUCGUCGUUUGUCAUAA
Messenger RNA from Botrytis sinoallii, 2991 nucleotides. RefSeq lists its product as uncharacterized. Gene Ontology annotation, biological process: mRNA catabolic process. Lineage: Eukaryota; Fungi; Ascomycota; Leotiomycetes; Helotiales; Sclerotiniaceae. The coding region runs from base 1 to 2991 and encodes 996 amino acids. Gene Ontology annotation, cellular component: exosome (RNase complex); P-body. Gene Ontology annotation, molecular function: 3'-5'-RNA exonuclease activity; RNA binding. The transcript is spliced from 3 exons. The record is from RefSeq and is a predicted model, not a curated record.